Molecule: messenger RNA, 1218 nt
Organism: Plenodomus lingam JN3
Lineage: Eukaryota; Fungi; Ascomycota; Dothideomycetes; Pleosporales; Leptosphaeriaceae
Source: RefSeq, a predicted model, not a curated record
AUGAUCGUUGCCACUUCUUCCACCACCUCGCCCAUUAGCAAUACUUCGUUUGUGGGCCGCAAAAUUGCUACAAUGGCUCAUAUUCACGCCGUCCAUAACAUUUGCAUUGGUGGAUGGCAGCGUGGUGAGCGCACUGUCAUACUCCAGUACAACAUUCAAGAGCUUUUUGGCGAGCUGCUUCUUCAGUACUUCAAGCGUAACCUGAGCGAACAAGUCGGUGGGCCUGUCGUCUUCACCUUCUUCAAUGCUGGACCCCGUGUUCAUACAGCUGUCACAAUGCCGGAGAUCAAUCUUGCUCAGACUCUCUCUGCCCCUAACACUACUGCGGAAGUCCCUCGUGUCGAGGCUUCGGGUGGCACCGUCGCAAAGAGGGCACCUCGUCCCAUGAACUGCUGGAUCAUCUUCAGGGAUGCCAUGCACAAGAAGCUCAAGUCGGAGAAUCCGUCUCUCACUGUACAGCAGAUAUCGACUCGUUGCUCCGAGAUCUGGCACGCUUUCUCUCCCGACGAGAAGAAGGUCUGGCAGACUGCUGCCAAGAAUGCGAAGGAGGAGCACUCUCGCCAGCACCCUGAUUACAAGUAUAGCCCUCGCAAGCCUGGUGAGAAGAAGAAGCGCCAGUCGCGCAAGGCCAAGCAAUGCAAGUAUGCGGCAGCUUCUACAGUCAACACCGAGUUCUUUGAUGUGCAGAUGACCCCAGACUCCAGUAUGAUGCAAUCUCAGAUGCCGCUGCCUGAAUUGCGGCGCAACUACAGCAUUCCAGCGACCACUCACCAUGGCGACAUGGCCCACUCUUUCGUUAAUGAGACUGUUGACUUCAACGCGACUGUUGACUUCAAUGGCGCUGAUGACUUCAAUGGCGCUGAUGACUUCAACGGCUCUGUCGACUUCAAUUGCUCUGGCAACUUCAAUGAGCCGGCCGAGUUCAACAGUAACAUUCCUAAGGAGCCGUUCGCCAUCAACGAAUUCCACGAUGCUGAAGCUCUUCGUCAUGCCCUUCUUUCAUAUGAAUUCGGAGGUGAAGUUGAAGCCGAAGCCGAAGCAUUCCAUCAGCUCGAUGUCGCCGAAGACGUAACCGACACAUUUCUUCAGUUCGAUGAGCUUGAGGAAGGCGACAAGAUAACUUCUCAGCUCGAUACUUUCGAUAAUGACUUUCUCACAUUCCGUGACGGCGCUGAUGGCAAUGCCACCAUGUCACUUUUCACUAGCGAUCUCUUGUGA